This is a messenger RNA of Paramecium tetraurelia, 1092 nucleotides long. RefSeq lists its product as uncharacterized. Gene Ontology annotation, biological process: endoplasmic reticulum membrane organization. NCBI's taxonomy places the organism in Eukaryota, Ciliophora, Oligohymenophorea, Peniculida, Parameciidae. The transcript has 5 exons. Gene Ontology annotation, cellular component: plasma membrane; endoplasmic reticulum membrane. The record is from RefSeq and is a predicted model, not a curated record.
AUGCAAAGGCUUAUUGAGAUUGAACCUAAAAAAUAUUUAGAAUUUGAAGAAAUUUUAUUAGCAUAUGCUUAAAUGUCAAUUAAAAAUUUGACUGAAAAAAAAGUUACUUUCAAAGUACCCUUAAAUUUGAAAUAAUAUAGAUAAAAGCUACAAAACCUAAUUUAUUUCUAGUAAGACCACCUAUUGGUCAAAUCAACCCCAAUUAAACAUAAAUUAUUGAAAUUUCUACAAACCGACCUAUAGAAGAUGAUUAAAUAUAUGAAAAUAAAUUUUAAGUUAAUGCCUGCUUUAUCGAUUCUAAAGAAUCAGGUAAUCAUUAAUAGCUAAAAUCAAUUAGAUCUGACUAUUUUUUGGAAGAGCAGAGAUAUAUCAACUAUUUAAUCUUAGAUACUCAGGAGCAUAAUAAAGCAGAAAUAAUAUUCAAUGGAAGAGCUUUUAGAAAUUGAACCUAAAGAUUUUUUAGAAUUUAAUGUUAAAGAAAAUAAAUUAGCAUAUGCCUAAAUGUCUCUUAAAAAUUUGACUGAAAAAAAUGUUGCUUUCAAAAUAAAAGCUACAAAACCUGAUUUAUUUCAAAUAAUACCAUUUAUUGGUCAAAUCAACCCCAAUUAAACAUAAAUUAUUGAAAUUUCUACAAACCGACCUAUAGAAGAUGAUUAAAUAUAUGACAAUAAAUUUAAAGUUAACGCCUGCUUUAUUGAUUCUAAAGAUUCAGAUCUGACUAUUUUUUGGAAAAGCAGAGAUGAAUCGAAUAUUUAAUCUUAAAUACUCUGCAGCAGAAUAAAACAGUAUAUUGUAGAAGAUACUUAAUCUCGCUCAUAAGGGAGUGAGUCUAAAGUUUUUGAAUAAAAUUUAAGUAUUUCGUAAUAAUAAGAUUCAAUAAUGUUUAAUUCUAUUAUUGUAAAAAAGGCAGAUGAUGAUUAAAUCGAUAAUAAUAAAGACUAAUUAGAAAACACUAAUUACAAAAAUAUCAAGAGUUUAACAAGAAAACCAGAAUUGAAAAUUAAUAAACAUAAUUAAAAAAAUAUAAUUGUAAUUUCAACUUUACUUUGCUCUAGUUUGCUAUCCUAGUUGCUUUAGUAAAAGGUUAUUUGA